Messenger RNA from Bombyx mori (domestic silkworm), 6141 nucleotides. RefSeq names its product armadillo repeat-containing protein 5 (gene Rnb). Lineage: Eukaryota; Metazoa; Arthropoda; Insecta; Lepidoptera; Bombycidae. Gene Ontology annotation, cellular component: cytosol. Gene Ontology annotation, biological process: anatomical structure morphogenesis. Gene Ontology annotation, molecular function: protein binding. The transcript is spliced from 12 exons. Bases 650 to 3868 code for a protein of 1072 amino acids. The record is from RefSeq and is a predicted model, not a curated record.
AAACUGUUUUUAUUUAAUGGAGAUCAGAUAAAUACAUUUAACUGAUUAAUUAAUCAAUCUUAUAGAUAUUUUGAUCUAGUCUCAAAAGCUUUCGUGAGUGUGCUAACGAGCAGCUUCCCCUUAUCUGUUAGAUUUUCUUCGAAGACCAUUGGCCUUAACUAAGCCUUAAUUUAUUUAUUAGAUGUUCAUUAUUGGCAGUUUACAAAAAAAUACAAUUAAGCCGUUACGUUUUUAGGCAGAAACAAGAGAAAUGUUGUGACCCACCCGUUUUAGACUGAUAAGUUUACUCAUUUCGUCAUACACUUAAUUUGGGAGCUAACUUAAGUUAACAGUUGUUCUGAUUCAAUUUUUUUAAAAUUUAAUUUCAUUCUAUAAAUACAACAACGCUUUCAUUUCACGUAUCAUUAAACAUUUUAAUGUGAUAUCUAAAAAAAGUAUAUUCCCUUUGCCUGUCUCAUGGCUGCUAAAGAGAAAAAAGUACUUUAUUUUAAUAAAUUAUUUUUAUUUUUCAAAAUUGUAAAUAAUGUGUUUAAGCGUAUUUACAAAAAAGCAAUUUAAUAAUGAAAUCUAAAUUAAUUUAAAUCUCACAUUUAUCUAAAUCAGUUUACCCAAGUAGGUUUACAGCUGACUACUUGGUAACGCCUCAAGAAUGGAUAAAAAAUAUGUUAAAACUGUCUUGGAAGGAUUAAAAUCCUCAACAUCUAAGCGUGUUCAGGAGUCACUUUUAAAAAUUAGAAGCAAAAUAAUCGUAACUGAGGCUGGAGUGAAGCUUUUUAGGGAGUGUCGAGGCUUAGAAUUAAUAUUGCCCUAUUUACGGAAACCCAAUGAAAGGUUUCUUGACAUAACGCUCAGCAUACUUGGUAAUUGUUGUCUAGAAGAAGAAAGUAGCUUGGCCGUUGGGAAACUCAACAUCUUUGGACCGUUAACAUUAAUUUUAAAAACUGUAUGUAAGGACAGUAUUGUAGGUAGAGCCUGUCGUACAAUAGGUAACUUAGCACAGAGAAGUAGUAAUGCUGAAGGCUUCCAUAACCAUGGUGUUGUCUCGGCAUUGGUCACAUUAAUUGAAAAUGGAGAUAAAAGUACAUCUUGUGCUACUAAAACGAUGGCUGUUCGUGCAAUGAGACAUUUGUGGAUGGUAACUGAUAAGAGAGAUGAAAUGCUUAGUUUGAAUGCUGUGCGCUGUAUAGCCAUAUUAUUGACAGUGGAAUGUGAAUCAGCUGGUAUUAUCAAAUCAUCUAGUUCUUCUAAGGAAACAGAUGGAUUGAGAAAGAGCCAAGAAGAAUUAGUGAUUGGAAUUUUAAAGUGUAUUGGCUUUUUCACAACUCAUCCUACACUGCAAUGUGCAGAACAGAUACAAGGGGACGGAAGAGGGUAUCAAUGCCUUACUGCUUUAACAAACUCAUAUGAGUCGUUAGCUUUAAAAAGCCUCAUAAACUUGUGUUACUUGUCCUCAUGCAGGCCUUUACUGGGCACGGCAGGAUUAGUAGAAUGCCUUGUGGGAAUUUUGCAGAAGAGCUCUGAUGUGUCACAGUGGCCUAAAGGUGCGUCACGUGCUCUUGCUCAUUUAAGUGGAGAGUCAGUGAAUAGAUCUCGUUUGAGGCGUUGUGGUGGACUUCCACUGCUGUUGACAGCAGCUAGAGUUGAUCCCAGUUGCAUGCAUGCACUGGUCCAAUACGUUUUUGAUGAUAUGUCAUUCCAAAUAUUAUUAAAUGAAGGCCUUAUUAACGUUUUAACUGAUGAACUAACUAAUUAUUUAAGUACAAUGAAAUAUGAACAUACUUAUGAACAGCACAGUGAAAUCUUAAAUGAAACAAGUGAAAAAAAAAAUCCAAACAAAACUAAAAGAGUUGAAGAUACUAGUGCUGAAACGUUCAAUUCUACUGAAGGAAAAAGUACCUUAUUUGCUCGACGAAAAGCAAUACCAGAUAAAAGUGAAGAUGAAUUAAAAGUAGUCAUCGAAAGAGAUAAUAUGAUAGUAGGAUUUGUUGAUGCUGUUGAAAGUGAUGCUACAGAUAGUCAAAGUGAAGAUGAAUCAUCUGCACCACGCCGCAAAUGCCUUAAAAGGGCUAAGUCCAGUAGUCCCAAAAUAAAAAAUAAAACUCAAUUAAUAAGAAUGGCAAGUAAAGAUUGGUCAGCUGGUGUUUAUUGGGAGCCAAAAAGUCCUGAAUGGCCAUCUAUUUCUCAAAACUAUAGUUCCCAUUCUACAAGAAGUCCAGAUCGUUCAGAUUAUGGUCCACUUUCUCCAUAUUCAGAUGGGAAUCAAUCUGGAUUUAGUCCAGAAAAUAAAAGCUAUUCUAGUAAGAGGGCUCGAUGGGACUGGAGCCCUGAAUCUGGAAUUAGCACAGGGGAAGGAAGUUCUAUGUCACCAUCAUAUUGGACGGAUUAUCAGUGGAGUCCAAGUAGUGUUGGAAGUCCUGUCUCACCACUCAGUUUGCAAGAAGACAGUUCGGACUCAGAGGUAUCCGGUCGUUAUUCGCCGGUCUGCAGUGAACCAGAUGGUGAGGCUAUCGACUUGGCGACUACACAUAACUCGGUGUCAGAACUAAACGCAGCGCAAGUUGCUCAGGACUUAGACGAGCUUAUCAUGGAUGACGACGAUAGCGUAGAAGAAGUAGCUGCGAAUGAAGAAGAGACAAACACAACUUCCUCGCGCAUAGCCUGUGUACUAGUCUUAUUAUUUCGAGUGUCCCAUGGAGAGUGCAGUUCAAUUGGAACACUGCGAGACGAACCUACUUCUAGUCAUACAUUAGAACUGGUUACCGGACAGGGUUGCCUUAACGCGUUAUUAGAUUAUGUGGAAAGAUGUAAGAGGCCUUUGGGUCGCGCCGCUCGUAUUCUAGCUCGAGUGUUGAGCAACGCCCUGUGUUUGAAAAGUAUAUUAAGGCAUAGAUUAGCGCUAAGACUGCACAGUAUGUCGGUUAGCUCUAAACAUCCGUCUGCCAAAUGCCAACAAUGUAAACAAAUUAUACGGCUCAGUACUAAAUUAUUGAAACAGUUAACAAUUUUAGCUGAAUCAAGUUAUGGUAUUGGUGAAAUCAGUUACCAGCUAUUAAAAGGUAGUUGUGCUAUGAAACAAACACUGUCUUUGACAUUACCGUAUAUCGUAAGGACUGAAAAACCGCUGAAAAAAUAUUUCAUCGACUGUAGCGCUCUUAAUAUGCUAUUUUCAAUAAUUUCCGAAUCCAAAGAAGACCUACAAUCGUGCGUGACAGCAUUAUCUAAAUUAGCCACGAAUCUACAUAUCAAGGACCCUAAAAUACUCGAGAACAAAUUUAAAGACCAAGUUUGCGUUAGCUACGAUCCUAUACUCGAUAAUUUGUCCAAUGAUGAUAUAGUAACCUUUGAGUUGGACGAUUUGUCGACAGUUCAAGCCAACAAAGUGUUUUUGUGUCAAAACUCAGAAGUGUUCAGUGCCAUGCUAAUGGGGUGUUUCAGGGAAUCGUUUGAAAAAUGUGUCAAACUUAAAAACGUAACGAAACCAGCUCUUAAAUAUCUUUUUACUUUGUUACAAUGCGGAUUGAAUAAUCCCAAAAGUGAUGUUCAAAUUUUUCCUUUGGCAGAUGAAUUGGCAACAAAUUUAGAAGUUUUGUUACUCGCUGACAGAUUUUUGUUUGAAAAUUUAAAGGUUUCACUGAGCAGUGCUAUUCUUCAGUUUCAAAUGACUCCAGAAACUGCCGAUAAGAUUUAUGUGUGGUCUCUCAGCGAAGGAAUGGGUUUCUUGUGUGUGGAAUCUGUUGCUUACAUAUUAACAGGGAAAAUGGACGAAAUAGAUCGAGCUCGUUCAUUUGAAACUAUUUUAGGUCUAAAAUAUAGAGAACAGUGGUUGGAAGACAUCAAGUCAAUGAUUCAAAGGCAGCUACUCAAAUGAUAUUAUAUUUUCACAAUUUUGGUAUAUGAACAAUCUAAUAAAAAUUGUAGCCAUCUAAUAUUGGCUGGUGUAAUGCUAUUGUGUAAGUCCGUUUAGCAGCCGCUUCAAAAAAAGUUGCGCUUUCUAUUUUGAAGGGUGGGGCAGCCAUUAUGUGGUCUCAUAUCCCCAAGGGUAACUAUACUGAGACCUUACAACUUAUAUCUCAAGGUGGGUGGCGCAUUUACGUUGUAGAUGUCUAUGGGCUCCAGUAACCACUUAACAACAGGUGGGCUGUGAGCUCGUCCACCAAUCUAAGCAAUAAAAAAAAUAAAAAAAAGGGAGCGGCGCUACUCACCUUCCUAAAAGUGGGUUCCGGUAACCCAUUAGUAUCAAACCAAACCCUUAAACCAUUUUAAAACCAGGUGGACCUGUCAGCUCGACCACUCAUCUAAGUAAUAACAAAAAGAAACAAAGAUAGAAUCAUUAUACUGUUGAAUUAAGAGUUUGCCCUCAUGUCUUAAACUAAAGGGCGCCAUCUGCGUUAUGAUGUCAAUGGUUUCCGGUAAUUCACGUAACACGUUGACCGCGAGUUCAUAUGUACACCUUAAACAAAAAAAUACAUAAAUAAAAAGAAAUGAGUAAUCAGGGAAAGGUAUAAAUAUUAAGUUAAACCUUGUAUUUGUCUUAAAAUAUGAGAGAGAGGGGGAGAGAAAAAUAUAAAAAUAACGAGAGAUAUAAGAGAAUCUAUGAGAUGCUCAGAUGCACCUCUUGCAAGGUGAUUGUAUAAAGACAAUGUACCCAUAAACACAACCCACUAAGUUUUUCGCCGGAUUUCUUAUGGGUCGAGAUUCCGAUUCAGUGAACCACUACACUUACUAGGGCCAGUACUAAGAAAUUCUGUCAGGGUAAGCCCGUAAGCUACCAUAUCAAAUUUGUAUUGAGUUGGAACGUUUGCCUACGUUUGCCGCUACAGUGCCCCACUGUUCCAACUGCAUAAAAAGUUGAGUUAACUUUUACGCUAUCGAAAGCGUUAAAAAACUCGCACUAAGCACACAGGUGUGUAGUGUAAACGAAGAUACACAACAGUAACUGUGCACCUGAUAAUUUGAAAUUUUUAUUUGUCGCUUAUAUAUAUUUUCCCAUUGUUUUACUUUUCAGCUUGUAUGUGCCUUUGCCAAUUCUGGUCUAUUUUUGGCUUUCUAAUAGUAAACUUUUUUUAGCAGCAACAAAUCCUCUUAAUCCCGCAAAUAGUAGAUGUAUUUUAACCGUUGUUCUUGAAAUGUCUGUUGUUCCCGAUCAUUCACAGCUGCGGUUAAUAGAGAUGCAGUUAAGUGUUGAUUCCGUUUAGAGAAAUCGAAUAAAAUUAUCUUUAUUUUCCCAGUUUCUUGUUUUCUAGCAAGCGUAGUUUCUAAUAGAGCUUUGUACCUUUACAAGAAAUGCCGAAUGUGCAAUUUGACUUUCGUGAACAAAUAGUCCUUCGCUGUUCUAGUGUAAAUAGCUUAUGUUUUGUCAUUUUUAGAAAAAAAAGUACGGUAAAAGCAGUACCUAGUUAAAAUCUUCUGAAUACAGACAAUGUUAAUAUCACAACCUUCGCAAGUGCGACCAAAUAGGGUUCAUGAAGUUUGAACUAGCAACAAUAAUUAUAAAAUUAUAUUAUAUUUUUUAUAAAAAAACAGUCUACGAAAGUCAUUAAUUAAGUUGCUGUCGGGUCCACGCGUCUUCUUUCGGGGUCGCGGAUCGAGCCCCGGGUAUAGGCUCCCUGCCUAACGAGGCAGGGCCCGGCAGAGGUGAGGAUAAAAUAGGUGUUUCGUCAAAAUCAAGGAAAUCUUUUUGUUGAACAUGUAAUAAUACUAUUUGUGUAAACAAUCUAAAAAAACAUUUUACGUCAUAGUAUCGCAACGUUCUUUUUUGUAUAAAAACAGCUGUAUUUCCAAUCUUUUGGACGGCAUUGUAUAUGAUUGUAUAUAGAAAGAAAAAAGUAGUUAUUUAAAGGCUUGAUUGUGUCACUCAAACCCAGUACUUAUCUCGACCUUUUGUCUGUGUAUAUCUGUCACGCUAUUUUAUUAUGUUAGGGUUUUUGUAUGUAUAUUGUAAUAUGCCUGUGAUUUAUACUGCCAUUAAGAUUAGUGUUAGUAAAUAAAACAAAUAUAAUAAUAAUUAUUAUUAAUACAAAAUAUUUAUUUAUUUGCUAAACCUUUAAAUUUGAAAGUUGCCUGAUAACAAUUUCACUAAAUGUCGGUCCAUAAAAUAAAAUAAAAUAAUACAAUUAGAAAUAAAUUUAUGUCGUAUUCAAA